AUGGACCUGACGGUUAGCAUUAGACAUGAAGAUGCAACGAAGUUGGCAGCAGAUAUCCGAAUGACCAGCCGUGUGUUCGGGUUUGGUGCGCUGAGCCGGCACAAGCGCGCAUUUGUAUAUACCCUCCACCUCGCAGGCACGUUCUGCUGGUUCAAGAUAUUCAAUGAACAUUUCUACGAGCUCAAGGCCUCGGAUGGCCCAUCUAUGUAUCCAACCAUUCACUUUCAGGGGGACUGGCUAUUGAUAUCAAAACACUACAAGAAUGGACGUGACAUUGGGCUUGGAGAUAUAAUUGUCUACAAGAAACCACAUGAUUUCCACUCCGAGGUUGCAAAGCGAGUUGUCGGAUUACCUGGGGAUUACGUAUUGAAGAACCCUCCAUUGAACGGGGAAACGGUUGUGGAGCACGAUGCACAGAUGAUACAGGUUCGUUGGAUCGACUAA
This is a messenger RNA of Trichophyton benhamiae CBS 112371, 444 nucleotides long. RefSeq names its product mitochondrial inner membrane protease subunit 1, putative. The transcript is spliced from 2 exons. The record is from RefSeq and is a predicted model, not a curated record. Lineage: Eukaryota; Fungi; Ascomycota; Eurotiomycetes; Onygenales; Arthrodermataceae. Gene Ontology annotation, molecular function: serine-type endopeptidase activity. Bases 1 to 444 code for a protein of 147 amino acids. Gene Ontology annotation, cellular component: mitochondrial inner membrane peptidase complex; membrane.